AUGCUGUUCCUGUUAGCAAUAAUGAUCACCAUGUGCGCUUGCAGACACGUGGGUGGGACACAAGUGUCGAGGGCAUUUGUUUGGUCCAACCUGGUUUUGGUGUUUUUCGUGUUAUUUAGUGUUCAUGCGCUUUAUUAUCUCAAGGUCACCGUUUCGAGGCGCGACAUUACCGAUUAUCUCCUCACAUGGACACUGAUGAUGGUAUCUUGGUGUCUCCUGAUUGUGAACGUGGCCUACUGGUCCCACUCGUUUUGCCGGUGCCGACAUCGACCUGAAUCAGCUGGUGAUGAACUCGAAUACUGCAUUACUACUGUCGAUUGGGGCGGAUGGUGGAUCAUUGUGGUCUGCUGUGCAUUGUCGAUGUUCCACUUGUCGUGCGAAUGGUCCUACCGAUACUUGACUGCGAGGGGUGGAUAUCUUAGCCAGUUUUGA
This is a messenger RNA of Fusarium poae, 432 nucleotides long. RefSeq lists its product as uncharacterized. The transcript has 3 exons. Lineage: Eukaryota; Fungi; Ascomycota; Sordariomycetes; Hypocreales; Nectriaceae. Bases 1 to 432 code for a protein of 143 amino acids. The record is from RefSeq and is a predicted model, not a curated record.